AUGCCGAAGGCUGCGCAACUUCAUCAGGGCCUGGCAACUGCCGAGUCCAUCGCCGCCGCCAUGAAGACGCUCUCCGGAGUCUCGGCAGCCCUCGCGCUCAUCGCGCCUGUUCAGACCGGCCUACGCUUCCCGUGCUCGACGCUGACCUUUCAGCGCCUCGACCCCGUCGUCGAGCCCGGCGCCGUCCCGGCCGCCCAUGUGCACCACAUCGUCGGCGGGAAUGCCUUCAACGCCACUAUGACGGGAGACAUGUCCGAGGACUUCUCCAACUACUGGACGGCCGUGCUGUACUUCAAGCACCCGACCAACGGCACCUACCACCGCGUGCCCGUCCUGCCGGUCCAGCCCCUACUAGGCGGGUCCCAGGGCGCCUCGGGCGGGCUGACCGUCUACUACACGCAGUUCGACCUGAACAAGGACAACCUGAAGCAGCAGAAGGUUACCGCGUUCAAGCCGGGCUUCCGCAUGACCGUGGGUAGCCCGGCCGCCACCUCCAAGCCGUAUGUUGGCUUGAGGUACCAAUGCCUCGCCGGUCAGAACCGUGGCGCCGAGAUGUCCGACUUCCCGACCAAGCCAUGCACGGGCGGUAUCUUUACCACACACCACUUUCCCUCAUGCUGGGACGGCAAGAACCUCGACAGCCCGGACCACCAGUCGCACAUGUACAACACGAUCAGCCUGGACGGGUUUACCAACGCGCCAGCAUGUCCAUCGUCGCACCCGGUGCGGAUGCCGCAGGUCACCUACGAGACGGUGUGGGACACGAGCAAGUUCAACAGCCUGUGGACGACGGGGCCGAACCCGUUCGUGUGGAGCUUCGAGGGCACCAGCGGCUUCGGCACGCACGCCGACUACAUGUUCGGCUGGAAAGGCGACACGCUGCAGCGCGCCAUGGACAAGUCCGAGUGUUUUUAUGAUGGCUGCGGGUCGAUCAAGAAGCAGCAGAUGACGGCGGCUAAUACGUGCACCGUGAAGGAGAUGAUCAAGGAGGAGACUGUUGGCUGGCUCAAGGUGCUGCCGGGCAGAGGUGGCGAGAUGGCUCCCAUGUAGGGUAGGAAUGAGCACGUAGACGGGGGAUGGCGACGCCGUUUCCUAUGAGUACGGUGAGGUGGUGGCAUUGCCUUGGAUAUGACUGCGUUAGUCUGGCCCGUGAUCAAAGUUGACAGUGGCUUGAAGGGUCUUGAAUUGUCUGUCUAAAUCUAAUCUAAUAAUACAGGAAAGAAGGCCUUUUAUGCUUCCAAGAAAAGGACAAAGGAAACCUGGUUCAACAGUCUGUUCAGUCGUACUACUUAAGGGACUCAGCCGUAGCAAGGAAGAAAAAAGAGGGCUUUCGGAAGUCCGGGAGCCCGAAAAAAGGGAUCAGGGCUGAAAGUAACGAAUGAGGGAUAUGCAGGGAUGUGACUUGACAAUGUGGCUCAAAAGUGGCUCAAAAGUGGGCGACAGUUAGCUA
Molecule: messenger RNA, 1450 nt
Organism: Lasiosphaeria miniovina
Lineage: Eukaryota; Fungi; Ascomycota; Sordariomycetes; Sordariales; Lasiosphaeriaceae
Exons: 6
Coding region: 1-1050 (349 amino acids)
Source: RefSeq, a predicted model, not a curated record